This is a messenger RNA of Bombus pyrosoma, 5798 nucleotides long. Its product is annotated as protein app1-like. Bases 2225 to 3487 code for a protein of 420 amino acids. The record is from RefSeq and is a predicted model, not a curated record. The transcript has 5 exons. NCBI's taxonomy places the organism in Eukaryota, Metazoa, Arthropoda, Insecta, Hymenoptera, Apidae.
AUCUCCUCUGUUAAGGGAAGAUAAUAGCACAAUUUAUCGAUUGUGUAAAUAUUUAAAUUUUGAAAUCGAAAAUUAUGAGUUAAAUGACUCGCAAUCAAUAUUUAUGAUAUACAAUUAUCCCUUACAACUUCUACCCAUAUAAAAUCUGAAAUGAAGUUAACAUGAAUUACCAAUUGGUUACAGAACAAUAAUUAGUCGUCAUAUGUUCAAUUCGCAACAGCAACGUGAUUUCUUUUGAGCAAUCAUAGAGCUUGCAAUGAGUUUGGUAAUCCGAAAUCGAACUACAUUAUUUAUUAAACGAUGAUCGCCGAUAUGAUUAUAAUUUUCAAUAUUGUUGUAUCAUUCGAAUCAGCAUUGCAAGAUGUUGUUAAUAAAUAACUGAAUUUGUACUCGUACAAUUUUGUUCACGACAUUUUACCAAUCUUAGUACUGCAAAAAGAAUGCUUGUAAUAGUAUGAAAUGAAACAAGAGAUUGAAGGUAACAGUAAUGGUAUAGGAAGAGAAAUUAAAGAUAAAAUCCAAUGAGAAUGAGGAAUGAAUUAACAUGUCCACGACCUUUCUAGAUUCCAAUCUGGUUUUAAAUCGUUUUGUCUUUCAUUUCCAGAGCAGUCCUAUAGGAAAGUAAAUAUAUAUAAGCGUGACGUAAGUUGCUCUAAAAUUGUCAAUAAAAAAUAAGCAUGUUGUUGAGAAAAAAAAUAAGAGAAGAUUACCUUGAUACCUUUACAGAAAAAAAUGAUCAUGGUAAAGUCAUGAUAGAAGGCUUUACGCAUUUUUUACGCGUUCUUUUGGCAUUUAAAAUUGCUUUAAUUUUCAACGCAAAACAUUUUUUUUUAAGAUCUUUAUAACUUUUGUCUAAGAUUAUAGCUUACUAUGGUUUGUUAAUGUAGGAUUAAUUUAGGAUUAAGAUUAAGACCAUAUUUUGAUAGAAUCUAUAUCUGUACGCAUAUUGAUUACACAUCAAUUUUUUCAAAAAUCUUUUGAAUGAAAUAAAAUAAUUUAUAAAAACAAUAUGAAUUUUUUAUUUUCCAUGCAAUAACUUUGAUUAUAAUGAUUUUAAUUUCAAUCUAAAGUAAUCCUAAGCUAACAAACCUCAGUAAAUUAAAAUCUUAGAUUUGUGUCUUAAUCUUCAAAAUAUCCUAUUAUCGGAAAUAGUAACUAUUCAAUAUUUAUCGUCUUGUUAAGUGAACGUGGAAUAAUAAAAUUUCAUGUGAUCGGUUCAGGAAACGUUCUUUUCACUUUUUUUAGAAGAAGCUCGCGUAAGUUAGCGUCAACAUUUCGUGAGUGAUGAAUUUUACACGGGCCCACACGCACACGGGACGAAUAACAAUCGAAUUGUAAAGGCGCAUCGACCUAGUUGAAUUCUCUGUUUUCACUUUCGAAUACCUAUAAUCCUUUGGCAUUCAAAAUUGCUCCACUUCAUUCAUUAAUCUUCGAUCACUGCUUUUAAACGAGUACGUUAAUGACAAAUUUCUUUUUCAAUUAUAUUUUAUAUGAUAAAUUCAUUUCUCAAACGUAUAAGUAAAAAUCUUGUGAUCAAAGUGCCUAAUAUCCCUAUAGAAAAAAGAAAUAAAUAAAUAAAAGUAAUUAAAGAAAAAGAAUUUUUCACGUUUAUAGUCAUUAUUCAAUUCAUGCUAUACAAAUAUUCAGAUAAAUUAUUAUUUAAAUGAGUAUCUUAAUAUUCUUCAUUAAUUAUAAAAAACUCAAAUUACCACGAAACCAAAUUUUGUAUAGUUACAAACUUACCAGAUUGAUUUAUGCUAUAUACUUCUAUCAUCUAGAAAAUUACCACGUUUUAUACAUUAAACUAUUUUUACAAAUCCUUAGCCAAGAAUUAAUCUUUCUCAACAAUUAACUACAAGAAGUCAAUCAAGAGCAACGAAUUUUUGAGAAUAAUUAAGUGCUCUUAAUGACCAGUAUGAUAUUGCGAAAUGGUGAAAUUAAUGAUCGUGUCAUAGGGACAGGGUGAUGCAUAACUGUCAGUUCCUAUGAGGGAGCAGGUUUCUCGAAAAUUGAACACGUGGAGGAGUAAAGUAGAUCGACCCAGUUUUGGUCAACUUUGAGCCUUUGUUCGUAUGGGAGGGGUAAGGCAAUGAUGGUUUUGUGAGAAGGGGUCCCCUUUACGACCACGUCCAUAUAAGCAACGUCUGCUGCCACAGAUGGGACAGUCUUGCACCUUACACCCCUUCGCUUAUUCGCACGUCGUUUCAUUUUUGGGCGAUCAAGAAUGAAGUUCGGAGUUCUCUUCACAGUGGCAGCCGCCCUGUUGCAGGGUGGCUAUAGUAGUUUUGUAUCCAUUAGGAUGCCUUACUUAAAUCCAGCAGGAGUAACUUACAUAAAUAAUAUCGGACAAGAGGCACAGCUUGCAUAUAGUGUUCCCGCUAAAGUUGAAGCCGAACACAUUGGAUAUGCUGCUGCCCAAGUGCCAGCAGUGGCUGCUGUACCAUACGUCAAACACGUGCCAACUGUCUCUCAUGUGCCAGUCACGAAAAUUGAGGCACAACCUGCUCUCCUGGAAAAACAAUUAGACGUCGUUAAACCGGCUGUUUCUACUCGAAAAUUCGAAGUACGCCGCCCAGCAAUCCAGAAGCAAUUUUUCGACAUUGAAGAACGCGUAGUCGUUCGUCCAGCUGGCUCAGCAGUAGUUGAGCUUGAUCAACCGACCUCCAAAACUCAGAAAGGACCAGCUGUCAUUCAACCUCUGUUCCAACACUUCUCAGGUCUCGAAGCAUCUCCAUCUCUUCCUUCUCUUCCAUCUCUUCCAUCUCUUCCAUCUCUGCCAUCUCUGCCAUCUCUGCCAUCGCUGCCAUCUCUGCCAUCUUUACCAUCUUUGUCAUCUCCUGUAGAAUCUUCUACUCCAUCUUCCUCCAGCGAUGACGAAACUGUUGUGGUUGAAAAUCCUGACUUCCGCAGACUCGGUCCUCAAAGCCAGGCUGGUGCACCUGGUGCAGCUCAAGCAAGAACUAACUUGAACGGUGGUGCACAAUCGAACGAACCAUUCGUUGCACAUGAUCCUUCACCAAGUGUUGUGGUCAGCCCCAAAUCUUCCCCUGAAGAGGACAAGGAGAACCAGAAUAGACUGAUUGACUUGCUCACUGCCCGUGGUAACGUUGCUGAGGUUGGCUUUGGUCGCUAUCCCUCCCUCUCCCAAUCCGCAGCCGGAGACGCUGGCCAGGUUCGCGGACGUGUAAUCUCUGCUACCCCAGCUCCGGAAUACGCAGAACCAGCUGACGAACGCGUCUCUACGCGACGUGUUGUUGUCAGCAGACCGAUUGAAACUCUCCAAGAAGUGAAUGUCGUGGAACCAGCGACUAAAAUCGAGAGAGUGUCCGUCCAACAGCCAACCUACAUAAAAACAGCGCGCCUCGAUCAUGUUCAGGUUCACAGCUCUGUACCGGUAGUUGGAAAAGCUUUUGCACCAACGAUUGCCCAUGCUGCUGUUCCAGUUUAUCAGAAGACCAUCUCGCCAGCUUAUGAAUAUUACCAUUGAAUCGCUUGACGACUUGUGAUCUUAGCCCCUAACGUUCUAAAACAGGAUUCAAUUUUAAAAAUAGUGUACGAGUGAUAUUGAAUAUUUUAAUACUACAUAAUAUAUUGGAUUUUUGCAUGCAAAUGAUUAGGUAAUUAUAUUGAAAGAGUUGAACUUGAUUUUAACUGGUAUUCAAUUUACAUUAAAUUACUAUUAUUUGUAAUAUAAUCAAAUAAUUAUAUGUGGGUGGUAAUAACUAAAAUUGUAUGUAGAAUCAUAUUGAUUUUUUAAAUCAAAAUGAGACUUGUGUUUUAUCUUAUGUAGGUAACUGCAAGUGAAAUUGUAUUGGGUUUUUAAAAUGAAAUAAUUUUUUGUAUCGCUUGUGAAAUUAUGUAAAUUGUAUCCUGUGAACAGAUGGAAACUUGUGUACCUUGUAUUUCUGUUUUGUACGUGUUUUAAAAGAUGUUUAUAUAAAAGACGGAAGUGACAUGCGAUUGUUUUAUUUGUCACGAAACCUGUUACUUAAAGCACAUGAAAGUUUCGAGAGUAAAACUUCUUUUGUUUGCCUGUGAAUAUAGAGUUUAAGAGUCAAUAUGUUGAAAUUUCAUUUAAAAGAUAUUCGAAUAAUAGGAAUUACUUUUUAGGAAAUAAAUUUGGCAAAUGAAGCUUUUAAUUAGUAGCAAUCUUCACAACGAUCUUUGAAACUUAUGUAUUAGUUACAUAAAUUUAGGAAAGAAAUUUUAUAGAUCUUUUUCAAAACUUAAAAGAGAUAAAAAUUAUUAGAUAUAAUUAAAUUUAGAAACUUACAACUUUUCAUAUUUUCAAAUAAGAUAACUAACACCUAACUUAGAAACUCAAAGAAACUUUAAAUAUAAAAUUGAUUAAGCUUUGUUUUACUUUAAUAAAGAAAUAUUAAAUCAAAUUUCGAAUAUUAUAUUCCACGUUCCAACAUAAGAUACAAUUAGCAAUUACUUCAAAGGAAAUUAAAGAAACUUAAAUUUUGAUAAACUUAAUUAUGUAAUAAGAUUAAAUUAAAAACUUAAUUAUGAAAAUUAAUGUAAAUAUUUAAGUUAACUAAUUAAGUAAAUGGUAAAUGUAUAAGUAAAACACAAUGCAAGGUCAAGGAAUUACAUGUACAUGCGUUCAAUGCAUCUCAUCGAACGUCAUAAAAUGUUUUUAUGACCCAAUUCAUGCACUUCUUAUGUGAUCUCGUGAAAGAUAAUAUGUAUGUAAUUAAUUGUAAUAUGCUGAAAAGGAAGGUCUCUCGUAUACUUACAUAACUUCCUUUCGCUGGUAGAACUUUUAUUUCGCGCCUUUCAUCUGCCAAUGACUUACAUGUAUGCAUUAUUCAGAAUAAGCUGAAAAACGACGACUUCCUAUAGCAGGCGAGUCUGUUCCGACAAGGGUAACCACUGCCUCUGGUUAUUGCUUAUAAGGACGUAACAUUGACCUAAAUACCAUUAUACAUAUAUCCGUUCCCUUGCCUCUUUCAAAUAUCUUAAAUAAAAAGAUAAAAUCAUUACUCGAUAGAUGUACCAGGAUGUCUCUACUUAAAGCUACUGCUAAUAAAAGCAUAAUAUUUAUUCCUCGAGAACGUGUACACAUAUGGUAUUUCUGCAGUUUUCGACCUGGUUAAAGAGCUACUUGUUCGGAGUAUCACUCAAUAAGAGUCAUUAUUAUUUCUUUAAGCAUAAUUUAUUUCAGUGUAUUUGUAUGCAAUCAUAAUGUCUCACACACGCAUCCAUUCUUUUGCUGUUAUAAAUAAUAUAUGUAGUUUCUGUUCAAUAAAGUUAUUUUAAAAAAUAUACCAAUAGGUAUUUGAAAAAUUUGCAGGCAUAUAUCCAAUUAAUGUUAUGAACUUUAUUAUAUUAAAAAUUAAGAAAAUUUAGUGCCCAAGCAAUCAAAUGAUUCGAAAAGAACUUAUUUGCAUGAAAGUCGAACGUGACUAAAGAAAGCGUAGUUACAUGGUCGUUGCAAGAGGAAAGCAAAGAAGCUUGGAAUUGCAAAUGGUGCAUAGGCUCGUAAUAGCGUAACUCACGAGUUUUAACCUGGACUCGACUGUCGUCGAACAGAGACAGUGACUACAUAUAUGCGUAAUGCAUAAACCGGAAAACUGCGCUGCUUGAAAAAAUCCAUAAGAACCGACGUGGGCGGUUGAAACUGCAGCAAACCGGCACAGUAACAGUUUAGUGAACCCUCGUUGAAUUGUAGACGUUCUAUUAACAAAUAUAGAACAGUUUGAUAUUCAAUAUAAGCUUCUUUAGAAAUUCUAAUUGAGAUCUUCUGGAUUUCUUCAAAUCAGUUUCGAUUUUUAUUAAAAUUAUAUUUUUAA